Rotaria sp. Silwood1 is the source of this 615-nucleotide messenger RNA. The record is from the annotation of a GenBank genome assembly. NCBI's taxonomy places the organism in Eukaryota, Metazoa, Rotifera, Eurotatoria, Philodinida, Philodinidae.
AUGUGGGUACCGUCUGGUGAAUACUUCGUGGCCGACAGGCCACGAGGAGGACAGCAGACAGGUACUGUCAUGGAUUACCUGGUCGCUCAAGGGAGUCGAGCAGAUAGACCCGAAAGCUAUGGUAUCCACAAUACUGGUCGUACGGCUUUUGGCGAGAAUGGGGACAUUCCACGACCCAGAGCCAAUCAUGCCAGUAUGGUGGGUCGUGUGGAACGACCAGCGGCUACUCGAUCCUACCGUUUCAACCCUCUGGUUCGUCCAGAACCAGCCACGGCUGGAAUGGGCAGCCGGAAAACAGUAGCCCGGCGUGAACGCCGAGAGAGAUUGCGUGCGGUGCGUAACCCACCUCCACCACCGACAAUCAAUGUCACAACAACAACAACAACAACACCGGCGAGUGGUGGCGCCAUUCAAGGUGGUGACGAUGCCAAUGGAAAUUCCAACAACGAGGCUGGUCCAACACCACCACCAACACCAGCAACAACCACAGCAGCAAACUCUCCUCUCAACAUCCCCACCAUCAUAAUCUACAACAGCAAGAGGCAGAGCGAUGGCGACACAACAACACCACAAAUCGCCACGCUCAAUCUUUCCGAUGACGACGAUGGCAAUUAA